Messenger RNA from Camellia sinensis, 2585 nucleotides. It is a transcript of the gene RBL, whose product is annotated as Noc2p family. Gene Ontology annotation, biological process: ribosomal large subunit biogenesis. Gene Ontology annotation, cellular component: Noc2p-Noc3p complex; nucleoplasm; nucleolus. The record is from RefSeq and is a predicted model, not a curated record. Lineage: Eukaryota; Viridiplantae; Streptophyta; Magnoliopsida; Ericales; Theaceae.
GACACGCGGCGGGAUUACAUUGGAGCACGUCAACGACAGAAGCGACUGCACAGCAAAACCGCGCCCACUCGGACUCGGACUAAACCCUAAACCCAUCGCCAGAAAUACAUAUGAAGAAGAAAUUGUGGUGAAACCCUAAACCCUCCGGUUGCUCUAAAUCUUGAAUUGUAGUCUCUUACUAAGAAAUGGGGAAGCUAGGGAAGAAGGCAAGGAAGUUUGCAAAGAAGCAUCUUCAAUCUGUGCUUAAAAACAGACGAAAGACAAAGGUUUUCUUCAAAAGGAAAUCUUCUUCAAAAGGUCAACAAGAUACUGUUGAAGAUCAAGUCGGGAAUACAACUAUCCCAAAUGGAAGGGACCCUGAAGGGGAAGAUCUAAAAAAUAUUUCUCUUGAUGAGAUAUUCACAGAAGAUGACAGUGAUGUGGCGGAAGAUGCUUCAGACAGUGAUGGAUUUCUUUCAGAGGACUCAAGCUGUCCACAUGUUGCAGAAAGUCAAAAUGAGAUUAAUAUAGAAGACACCAGUAGUGUUUUGGGCUUGUCAGUGCACAACAGUAAGGUUCAGAAGGAGCUUGCUGUGCAAAAGAAAAAAUUGGAUAGGCUGAAGAAGAAGGACCCAGAGUUCGCUAAGUUUUUAGCAAGCUACAAGAAAGGCCCUGAGAUGUUCCGAGGCGAAGAGAUGGAUUCUGAUGAAGAUGAAACAAGUAGUUACAGCAUGCGGCUAGUGGAUGAAGAUAGCUCCAUUAUGAGCCAGGGCAAAGUGUUGACACAUUCUGUUAUAAAUUCUCUGUGUCAACUAAUUAAGGAUGAGCAUAAUAAGUCUGCCCUUAAGACUCUUUUAAAUGGGUAUCGUGCUGCGUGCCGGUAUGGUACUGACUCCAUCGGUGUUCCUGAUAAUGCCUCGUGCCAAAGAAUUCAGAACAGCGGAACUUUCUGCAGCAUAUUAAUGUUCAUGCUUCGUGAGGCUGAUAAUAUAUUUCGGGGUCUGUUGAAAAUACCUUCUUCCAGUUGCAAGAAAGAGAGCAUUUUGGAGUUGAAGAAUACUUCUAAGUGGAAAAGUCUGAAGCCACUCAUCAAGUCUUAUUUGAGGAGUACAUUAUUUUUCUUGAAUCAGGUCGCUGACUCGGAGAUAUUGGCUUUCUCCUUGAGCCGACUGAGAGCUUCUAUAAUAUUCUUUGCUGCAUUUCCAUCUUUGCUGAAGAGACUGAUGAAGGCUACAGUUCAUUUAUGGGUGACUGGUGAAGGGGUUCUAUCAUCAUAUUCCUUUCUUAUAAUACGGGAUGUGGCUGUUGUGUUUAGCUCUGAAUGCUUUGACAUCUGCUUAAUAAAGACGUAUAAAUCCUAUAUUAGUCGCAGUAAAGUUGUGGACUUUGUCAAUACUAAGCAUAUGCAGUUCUUAAGGAACUCGUUUAUUGAGCUAUGCUCUUUAGACGUUCAUAAAUCAUGUGCGAAGGCUCUUCUAUCUAUUCAACAACUUGCCAAUAUAUUGAAGCAGGGUCUACGAAAAAAGAAGGAAUCACUCAAGAAGAUAUGCAGUUGGCAGUACACAAACUGCAUUGAUCUCUGGGUUAUGUUUAUAUCAGCUAAUAUAUGCGAUUAUGAUCUUCAUCAUGUGUUUUAUGUGAUCAUCCAGCUCAUAAAUGGAGUGGCUUGCCUGUUUCCUGGACCAAGAUAUUUCCCUUUAAGAUUAAAGUGUGUUCAGUGGCUAAAUCAUCUCUCCAGUUCGAGUGGGAUCUUCAUCCCCGUUGCAGCAUUAGUCUUAGAUGUUUUAGAGUACAAAAUGGGCAAGGAAGGUGGAAAACCAGGAAAGGCCAUCAGCUUUUCAUCAGUAUUGAAGUUGCCAAAACAUUGGUUAAAAUCUCGGAACUUUCAAGAGGAAUGUGUUUUCUCUGCUGUUGAACAACUCUCUGUGCACUUUGCUCGGUGGAGCUACCACAUCUCCUUCCCCGAGCUAUCAACUAUUCCACUCAUCCACCUUAGAAGGUUUCAUGAAAUAGCAACCACUGAAAGUUUGAGGCGUGUGGUGAAGCGUUUGAUUGAUCAGGUCGAAAAGAAUGUUGAGUUUGUGCAGAAGAAACGAGAUGACUUAGCUUUCUCACCAAAAGAUCAUCAAUCCGUUGAAUCAUUUCUUCAGCUUGAAAAGGGCAGUCUCAAUGCUCCAUUUACUCAGUAUUAUAGAAGUGUCAUGCAAAAGGCUACUUCAAGGAAUCUAGACACUAAUGGAAUUAAAAGUUCCAUGGAGCGUAAGAAUAUGAAGAGAAAAAGAGGACGGCUUCCAAGCAAAAAGCUUAAUGGGGAUGUCAAUAGUGGAGGAGAUGAUCCUAAAGGGCAGAAAAGCACAUGAAAAUUUAAUUUUUCGAACACACUUUUUCUAAUCUCUAUACAUGUCAAGGAAAUGAAAUUUUGUUUAUGUUAUUUGAAAAUUUUGUAGUUGUAUUUGAAAUAGCUUUCAUUUACACAUUUAAAGUUGCAAUUAAUUAUUGAGUGUGCUGCUGAUGUUAAUGCUAGAUCGGUGGAAAUUAAUUGUUACAACUGAUGACCAUGUUGGACCAGUUAUGUUGGGGAUUAAUGAUCAGUCUUACAUUUGUAA